Molecule: messenger RNA, 2943 nt
Organism: Rotaria sordida
Lineage: Eukaryota; Metazoa; Rotifera; Eurotatoria; Philodinida; Philodinidae
Source: the annotation of a GenBank genome assembly
UUGCUUAAUUCAACUUUAACAUUAAUUCACUUUUCUAGUGUGUUUGACCCCUUAGUUAGAUGCACAUAAACUUUGAAAACUUAUUAUGCGCUUGUACUUCUCCUUCCUAUCUUUCUCUCUCCUUCUAGUUAUAUUAUUCAAAAACACCAUUAUAAUUAAGAGAGAUUAGCAUGUGGUCUGUAAUAAAAAUAUAUCGAAGUUUCCAGUGUGAAUGGAGCAAGCGUGUCAUUCAUGUUUCGUGUAAUUCUCAACUCAAAAAAAGCUUUUCAAAAGUGAAAAAAACCAAGGCAUAUAAUGUUUAAAAAUUGACAGCUAUUAUUCACCUGAAUGCUUACUUUCUUUCACUUUCUUUUUACUUUUUUUUUACUUUCUCUUACUUUCUUUAACUUUCUUUUUACUUUUUUUCUACUUUCUUUUACUUUCUUUUACUUUCUUUUUACUUUCUUUCACCUUCUUUUGGAUUUUCUUAUCAGCUCUUUUUUCUUGGGCUAGAUCCUCAAGUCCUAUCAUUUAUGGGUACACAUGAGUCCUGAAGAGCUGUUAUAUAGUGGUACCCAUAGGUCCUAAAGAGCUAUUAUAUAGGAGUAUCGAACGGGAAUCUCUAUAAAACAGCCGUUGAGGAUCUAUGGGUACUCCUAUAUGGUACUCUUAGAGAACCUGUAGGUAUUCUCAUUAUAUAGGACCUGAGGACCUAGGGGUACCCCCAUUAUAUAGGGCCUGAGGACCUAAGGGUGCCCUCAUUAUAUAGGGCUUGAGGUCCUAAGGGUACCCUUAUUAUAUAGGACUUGAAGACCUAAAGGUUUCACUUUCCUUUCCUUUCUUUUAGGAAAGGAAAGUUAACUUUCCUUCAACUUUCCUUUCUUUUAGGAAAGGAAAGUAAACGCUUUCCUUUCCUAAAAGAAAGGAAAGUAAAAACUUUCCUUUCUUUUAGGAAAGGAACGGAAAGUGCCACCCCUAACGAUGGCUCGAUUUUGAAAAUGGUAUCAACCUUUCGUGAGUGAAAGUAGCUGGAAGUAGCGGAUAGCCGUGAAUGGCGUUCCUUCGGAAGGACGGCGAACGAAUAGCUGCCUCUAAACUAGGUUUAUUCAAAUCUGUUUUACGACAUUUCUGCAUAACAUCAAGCAAGGUCCUUAAAAAAGUGCCACAGAGACUUAACAUGUGACGUUUUAUGUAGAGAAGGACUCCUAUAAACAUGGAGAAACUCGAGAGACGACACGUAUAUAUUUAAUAGAUAUCUUGCUGGAUAUAGGAAAUCUAGUGCCCUUUAGUUACGAGUAGAGAAGCUUUUGAAGCAGUCGAAAUGUGGAUUAGUCAUGCCUUGAAUAAGAAAGUAGUCAUUUGAGAAUAUGUGUUCAAAGAUAGUAGUAGCUAAGUGUGAAUAGCGCCACGUCGGAACUCCGACAGUGAAAUAUAGUAGCUUCUAUUUCUAUUUCACAAUUUUUUUGGUAUGAGAUAUGGUCUAUUAAGCUAGUUUUUUGUGUGAAAUCAUAUACUUAAGCUUCUUUCGAUGGCGAGCUCCAUGAAAUCUUAGAUUGACUAGCUAGGUAAAGGAUUGAAACGCAUAAGGAAUAGUUCACAAGUAUUUUCACUUUGGGAUUUCUCAUGCGAUAAAUAUAGGCAGCUUUGAAACUAAUCCAAAUCUAGAAUCCAGUAAAAUUUAAAUAACAGUGCAUGAUUAUAUAAUUACUGGAAGAGAACGAUGCAUAACAGCAAUUAGUUGCGCGUGACGACCCACUCGGAUGCCGACGAGUGACUAGCUGCUGCCCUAAAAAAUCCUUUGAAUAGAAUUCUUUUAAACUUCUAAUCCAUUGGAAGGAUCUCUAGCACUUAGAUCUUACUAGGAUUCAUGGGAGGAAGAACUGGCAAGAGGGUUAACAAGUGUAUUUGAAUGAAGUGUGAGAACGAGUGUGUUGGAGAUCUUCAAUAUCGGAAUCGAACAUUUCCUGAAAAGCGUCAAUAAUACAAUUUGCAUCGAAUCAUCAAAAGUGGACUUGAAUGGAAUUUAAUAAUCCUUUAUCUUCAUAGAUACGUCAUCUGCCCAUUGACUUGUCAAAUUUUUUUUCCGGCUAUUUAAAAUUCGUUAUUUAAUCUCACAAAGACUCAGAGUUGAAGCCUGAUUCAACUUGCGUAUGCCGGAUAUUAGUUUGAACAAAUAUAGCUUUUUAGUCUGAUAGCUACGCUAAACAUGCAUUUUCGUAGUGGGUACCGGUCAGCGAUAUUGCCCGCCUAUGUGUUUAUGAGUAUGCGCAUUAUUAAUACAGUUUGCGUGAAGUGUAGUGCAUCUUUACUGCAGUCACGCUGAUAUUUUUUGUCUGCUGAUUUUCUCUGAAAAUCGAAUAUACUAUUUUUUCGUGGCUUGAGGAUAUUGCUGUGUCAGUGUGGGUCACGUAGAUUUCUUUUGAGUGUUAUUGAUAGAGUAACAGAUUAAAUGAACGAAUGUUAUAGCUAGCAGUAUUACAACGGUACCAAUAGCAUUAUACACGCCGACACAUGUGUACACUAAUGUUGACACUAGCACAAAGCCAUGUGCAAAUGCCCGAUGCUACCUUUUGCAAAAUGUCUGCAGUAAUAAACAACUGCUGAUGCAGUGAAACAUUCAGUCGAGGGUUAAGCGAGUCACACAGACGAGCGUUACUUGUUUAUAAUAAACAAGAAGUUGACUUAAUUUGUCAAACCAUUCAAACAUUAUUACCACGUCAUCAACCAAAUUUAUUACCAGCGGACAUUGGUAUUAUAACACCUUAUACACGACAAGUCAAAGAAAUUGUUGAAAAAUUAUCAACUAUUCAAGUUCCGAAAGGUGUUGAAAUCCGAACAGUGGAUGGAUUUCAAGGAAGAGAAAAAAAUAUUAUUCUUAUUUCUUUAGUUCGAUCAAAUAAUGAAAAUGAAAUUGGAUUCUUAAUCAAUGAACAACGUAUGAAUGUUCUAUUGACACGAGCAUAA